Aspergillus ibericus CBS 121593 is the source of this 1880-nucleotide messenger RNA. RefSeq names its product MFS transporter. The transcript has a single exon. The record is from RefSeq and is a predicted model, not a curated record. Gene Ontology annotation, biological process: transmembrane transport. Lineage: Eukaryota; Fungi; Ascomycota; Eurotiomycetes; Eurotiales; Aspergillaceae. Gene Ontology annotation, molecular function: transmembrane transporter activity. Bases 281 to 1819 code for a protein of 512 amino acids. Gene Ontology annotation, cellular component: membrane.
GCCGGUCGUCUCCACUCAUUUCCACUUUUCCCACUUGUUAAUCUUUUUUUUUCCCACCUUAGGGUGACAUCAGCUUGACAAAGCAAUGAAGCCCAGAUCUUAAGAGGUAAAAAAAAAAGUGAAGGAAAAAGUGAAGGGGAAAAAAAACUUAAAGCCAAACAAACUCAUCGGGAACCAAUACCCGUGUCACUUUCAGCCGGGAUCGACUCUUCAUGCCUGGUCGCCGCGGCGCCACUCUCCCUCUUCAUCUCUCGUAGCCGGAGGCGACAGCUGGAUCACCAUGACCGAUACACCAAAAUUGGCCGACGACAUAGAUGUCGAGCGCACUCUCACGCGCUCGGAAUCUAUUCGCUCUGCCGUCCAAACCUUCUCGCCCCUCCAUGAGAUCGUCUUCGUCUUUGUCGUCUGCAUGUCGCAGUUCAUGACCCAGGCUGCUCUCGGAAACACCCUCGCCCCACUUGAGAUCAUCAGCGACAGCUUCAACAUCACCAAUCCCGGUCUCUCCAGCUGGCUGAUCGCAGGCUACUCCCUGACUGUCGGAACUUUCAUUCUUUUCUUCGGUCGCUGCGGUGACAUCUUCGGGUACCGCACUCUCUAUAUCAUCGGCUGGGUCUGGUUCGCCAUUUGGUCCUUGGUUGCAGGGUUGAGUGUCUAUUCCAACUACAUCCUGUUCGUCUUUGCGCGCACGCUACAGGGAUUGGGACCUGCGAUGCUACUUCCCAAUGGUCUGGCGCUGCUGGGUGCCACCUACCGACCGGGUAAGAAGAAGUACAUGGUCUUUUCGCUGUUCGGGGCUACCGCGCCGAACGGGGCCGUCGCUGGAGCGGUGAUUGCCUCGCUGUUCUCGCAGCUCGCCUGGUGGCCGUGGACGUUCUGGUCGAUGGCGAUUUAUUGUGCCGUGUUGGCGGUCAUGUCGGCCCUGGCGAUCCCGUCUUCGAUGUCAGUGGCAAAAGGCAUGUCGCUGAAGGAGCUGGUGUUCGAGUUGGACGUCAUUGGAGCAACCCUGGGAGUGACCGGUCUGGUCUUGAUCAAUAUCGCAUGGAAUCAAGGCCCCGUGGUAGGAUGGCAGGAGGUGUAUGUGUACGUGCUGCUGAUCAUCGGCGCAAUCAUCCUGGCCUUGUUCUUCGUCUGGGAGAUCAAGUACGCGUCCGAGCCGCUCAUCCCAUUCCAAGCGCUGGAUCUCGAUGUCUGCUUCAUCCUGGGCUGUAUUGCGUUUGGCUGGGCCAGCUUCGGCAUCUGGGUCUACUACCUCUGGCGGUUCCUGGAGAAUAUCCGGGGAAUAACGCCAUUGCUGGCAUCGGCGCAGUUCGUCCCGCCCACCUUGUCGGGACUGACGGCCUCCUUCACGACCGGAAUUCUCAUGGCGAAGUUGCGCCCGGGUUGGAUCAUGUUCAUCGCCAUGAUGGCCUUCACUCUGGGCAAUCUCUUCGCGGCCAUCGCUCCAGUUCAUCAGACAUACUGGGCGUUGACGUUCGUGUCGCUCGUGGUCACUCCAUGGGGAAUGGACAUGUCAUUCCCUGCUGCCACGGUCGUUUUGUCGAAUGCAGUGGGGCGUCGCCACCAAGGUGUGGCUGCGUCGCUGGUCACGACGGUUGUGAACUAUAGUAUCUCCUUGGGCCUUGGGUUCGCAGGAACGGUCGAGGUGCAUGUGAACAAUGGUGGCACAACGUUCCAUGACACGCUCAAAGGUUAUCGCUCAGCUCUGUAUCUGGGUAUCGGACUUGGCGGGCUCGGAGUUGCAACCAGUUUGCUCUACCUCAUCAAGAGUAGACCAAGGUCGGGCCAGAAAGAUGAUCAGAUUGAAAAGGUCUCCGAAUGAUCAUCCUGUAUGGGAUAGAGUGCAUAGAAUAGAGCAUAGAUCAUCGGGCUCAUCAGACAUA